Molecule: messenger RNA, 1571 nt
Organism: Temnothorax curvispinosus
Lineage: Eukaryota; Metazoa; Arthropoda; Insecta; Hymenoptera; Formicidae
Gene: Nubpl
Product: iron-sulfur protein NUBPL
Exons: 4
Coding region: 604-1548 (314 amino acids)
Biological process (GO): iron-sulfur cluster assembly; mitochondrial respiratory chain complex I assembly
Cellular component (GO): mitochondrion
Molecular function (GO): 4 iron, 4 sulfur cluster binding; ATP-dependent FeS chaperone activity; ATP binding
Source: RefSeq, a predicted model, not a curated record
AAGUGCGCGACGUAACCCUAACCUGACCUAACGAUUUAAAUGAAAAGAAUUUAUUUUCGCCGAAUGUUUUCCUUCGCGAAAGUGAAAGAGUGAAAAAGAUCGUGACGAAAAGCGAUGCUUCACGCGAAAGCUUUCGUUGUUCGCCACAAAAUAUUCGUGGAAAUAACAAACGGAGAAGCAUCAAUGUAGGUUAGGUUAGGUUGACGAUCCAAGAGACGGCGAUGCGCGCAUGUAUGUGUGCAUGACUUUUUUAGCUGGUAUAAGCGCAGGUGUAACUGGCGGAGGCGAGGUGGAGAUUUAAUUUGGCGGCAGAGAGUUGAAAAAGUGAUGUCGGAAUGACGGUCAACGUUUCGCCGGUUUCGCCGAUCGCGUAGCUCAUCGCUUUCUACGCCUCCAACUCCAACGUUGGCGAGAGUUAAUUCACCAAAUUAGCGAUUCAUGUCACAGCAGAAAGAUGGAAAGAUAACGUACUUUCGAUAAAAUACUUUUUACUAAUGCGUCUCUGCAUACCGGUACCUUCUUGAACAUAUAUAAUUUAUAUUUACGAUACGAUAUAUUAUAUUGUUUUGAAUGCCGUGAGGUUAGGUACAUGUGUCGAGCAAAAUGAGCGUUAUCGCGAGGCCGCGUUUCAGCGGGUAUUUGAAAUCCCUUCGGUAUCUGUGGCAACGGCAACAUAGCACAACAGUGGACUCGACCAGGACUAAGCAAGAAAAUCUGGAAGCUAGACAGAGAGAAGUCAUGGCACGUGGCCUCCCAAAACGAAAACGUAUAAAGGGCGUCAGUCAAAUCUUUCUGAUUGCCUCUGGUAAGGGUGGCGUUGGAAAAUCGACCACCGCUGUGAAUUUGGCAACUGCCCUAAAAAUUAUCGAGCCAAAGAAGUCCAUCGGAUUGUUGGACGCUGACGUUUUCGGACCCUCUGUACCUCUGAUGAUGAACAUACACGAAUCACCUGUACUAAAUCAAGACAAUCUUAUGGAACCUCUUGUAAAUUAUGGUGUAAAAUGUAUGUCCAUGGGAUUUUUAAUUGACGAGAAAUCACCGGUAGUUUGGAGGGGACUCAUGGUGAUGAGUGCGUUGGACAAGCUAGUGAAUCAGGUGGCAUGGGGACCGCUCGAUUAUCUCGUGAUUGACACUCCUCCUGGAACAGGGGACACGCAUCUCUCUCUGAUCCAGACACUUUUUAUUGCCGGCGCGUUGCUGGUGACGACGCCACAAAAAGUCGCGCUAGAGGUGACCAGGAGAGGUGCGAAUAUGUUCAAGAAGUUGAACAUUCCUGUUGCUGGUAUCGUGGAGAAUAUGAGCAGCGUUACGUGUCCAAAAUGCAUGACGGAGGUGCCUCUCUUCGGCAACGCCACGCUCUCGUUAGCUAAAGAACUAGAUGUGGAUAUUUUACAGAAGGUACCGAUGCACGAAAGCAUCGCGGAGAGUUCGGACAGUGGUAAACCGAUUGUCCUGGUGGCACCAAAGAGUAGACAAGCAGAAACUUAUAGGGAAUUAGCAGAACGUGUUGUUGCAUUUUUAAAUAAGCAGGAAAUAAAUGAAGAGUGAUAAAACAAGAAUCUCUAAAGAAA